AUGAAUCGACAAACCGACUCAAACCCAUCCCUGGCCUUCGACGCUGUCGCAGUGUACAGGGCUUUUUUCGAUGGGUCGGUUCAUAAUUUUUUCGAAGCAACCGAAAAUGCGGUCGAUGAUGGGCGCGCCCACGUGUACCUUGUUGAAGGUCUCUCCCCUUGGCAAGAACGCAAAGUCAGAGAACUGAUCCCAGGUCUUCCUGACGAGUUCUUUGAAUGGCAUCUCCAGGACAGUCUUGCUUGCAUUAAUAGCGACUUCCAAAACGACCGUGUAGUUCUGGCCAAAUGGUCGCGGGCGGUUUCCCAGCGCAAGGAAGUCUGGCAACGCGAGCACAAGUUGCGGACUCUGGGGUCCCCUUACAACCUCGACGACAAAAACCCGGUCUCUUCACGGUUUGACCACGAGCGGUAUAGCCACAUCUCUGAGCCCUACCGCUCGUACGAUCCCACCUAUGCGUACUCUGAAAAGAUCGCAGCGGAGCCCAAGGUGAUUUUACGCGAUAUGAUUAUGCACGCAGCACGCGAGAGUAUUUCCUUAUACCACAGCAUCGACAACGAUAAGCUAGCGUGCGUUGUCUUGUUCGACCCUUCCAGAAAGUACCGCGUCACCAAAGUCACUUACGACACAGAGCAAUCGACCAAUGAGGAAUCCGCGGAUUUUGAGGCCUUCAGAAAGGACAGGAACUCUCUUGGGAGAUGCAGUACACAUAUCAGGAAGACACGAACUGCACCUCAACAAAAUGAUGUCAUCCGAGCAGUCACGGACGCCGUAGUCCAAAUCCUGAUGGAGGACCACGCCAAACUCCUCUCAUGCUUGAAUAAAGCCAUCGACGACAUUGAACUGUCGCUAAGAGAAGGACUCAAUAGUCCCGGAAGCUGGAGAGUGUACCCUUCUCGGUGGAGGAACCACCUUUUCCACCAGUUGGACGCAGUGGCAUACUUUAUUGCACUGCUCACCCAAAACGCAGUUUCCUAUCCGGCAUCGUCCACGUCCUGCUCGUGGACGAGGCAGGUCAAAGCCCUGAAGACGGCCGAAAGGAAGCUCGAAGCCAUGAUGAGGAGACUGGAGGGCACCUAUCAAGUCCUCAUGUCGUCUAUAACCAUUCUAGAAAGCGAGAAGGCCAUUGAACAAGCCGAGGUGGUGACGAGAGUUACAAACCUGGCAUUCUUCUUCAUCCCACUCUCGUUCGUCUCCAGCGUCUUUGGCAUGAAUGUCAAUGUGAGUGCAGGUCUGGUUGUCAUAGAGGGGUAG
Canariomyces notabilis is the source of this 1251-nucleotide messenger RNA. RefSeq lists its product as uncharacterized. Gene Ontology annotation, cellular component: membrane. The coding region runs from base 1 to 1251 and encodes 416 amino acids. Gene Ontology annotation, biological process: metal ion transport; transmembrane transport. The transcript is spliced from 2 exons. NCBI's taxonomy places the organism in Eukaryota, Fungi, Ascomycota, Sordariomycetes, Sordariales, Chaetomiaceae. Gene Ontology annotation, molecular function: metal ion transmembrane transporter activity. The record is from RefSeq and is a predicted model, not a curated record.